Messenger RNA from Parnassius apollo (apollo), 459 nucleotides. The record is from the annotation of a GenBank genome assembly. Lineage: Eukaryota; Metazoa; Arthropoda; Insecta; Lepidoptera; Papilionidae.
AUGAAUUACUGGGAUGCAUUUUAUGUAAAGGAACCUAUCAUUAUAUGUGCCUUAAUAUUACAUCUGCGAAAUUUAUGGGUAACUAUCAAAAAUUUAAAAGAUCAUGGAAAUUGCUUGCACCAACUUGCACCAACCACUUGCACCAACGUUACGGAACGGCGAUCCAGAAACGACGACACACCGGUAAAAGUUAACUGUGGGGAUUCAUCACCAUCUGAUGUCAUUAACAUGUCUAGUGAUAACAUGCAAGUAAAUGGACUGCCGCCGUCGGAUUUUGAGCACCGUGGAGGUAAAAAACAAAAUACUUCUACUUUUUCUUUAGAAGAAUUAGGUAAAUUGCUUGACGAUAAAUUGGACACUAAGUUACAAAACACUCGUCACUCAUUAGCUUCGGAAAUUAAACAAGAAUUUAAUGAAGUUUUGAUGAAGUUGGAAAGUGAGUUUUUUGAAAAUAACUGA